Messenger RNA from Antechinus flavipes (yellow-footed antechinus), 4104 nucleotides. Its product is annotated as T-cell ecto-ADP-ribosyltransferase 2-like. The coding region runs from base 2768 to 3637 and encodes 289 amino acids. Gene Ontology annotation, molecular function: NAD+ poly-ADP-ribosyltransferase activity; NAD+-protein-arginine ADP-ribosyltransferase activity. NCBI's taxonomy places the organism in Eukaryota, Metazoa, Chordata, Mammalia, Dasyuromorphia, Dasyuridae. The record is from RefSeq and is a predicted model, not a curated record. The transcript is spliced from 3 exons.
GGAAGGGAUGAGGGGAAGGAGGAGAAAAUCUGAAACACAAGGCUAUGCAAGGGGCAAUGAUGUCAAAUUAUCUGUGCAUAUGUUUUGAAAAUAAAAGGCUUUAUUUGAAAAAAUAAAACACUCAGCACAUAGUAGAUUAAAAAAAAUGGAAUAUAGUGCAGAGGACAUUGAAUUUGGAGUUUCAAAACCUAGGCUACAUUCCCACUUCUGCCCUACCCACCAUUCCCAAAGCUUUCAUCUGAAAAGUGAGAUGGUUGUUUCAAAUACUUGCAUUCUAGACAUUUAUCAGUUUAGCUAUCAAAGAUUUAUUUCUUAGAGCUAGAAAAUAAUAACAAAAUAAAUCUUGAAGAACAAAUGGUCAAAGAUAUCUAGGGAAGUGAUCAAAAAAAAAUGUGAAGGACAGUACUGUAGGCAUACCAGAUCUCAAACAGUAUUAUAAAGCAGUAAUUUUCAAAAACAAUCUGGAACUAGCUAAAAAGAAAAAGAAGGGUGGAUAAUUAGAAAAAAUAAAUACAAACUACAUAAUAGUAAAUUAUCAUAGUAAUCUAUGAUAAACUCAAAAAUCCAAGUUUUUGGAACAAAAACUCAUUAUUUGACAAAUAAAUUGGAAAACAACAUGACAGAAACUAAGUAUAGACCAAUAUUUCAUACUCUCUACCAAGAUAAAGUCAAAAUUAGUACAUGAUUUAUACAUAAAAGAUAAUAUUAUAAGCAGAUUAGGAAAGCAUGGAACAAUUUCUCUGUAAGGUCUAUGAACAAGGAAAGAAUAAAGAACUAAAGAAAACAUAGAGAACAUUGCUAAAUGCAAGAUUCCUUUUUUAUCUCUCCAUGAAUCUAUUAAAUUCUAUCCACUAUCCACUCUCCAAUCAAUUCAGUUACUACAAAUAAAAGGACUCUUGACAUCUUUUGUAUCAUGGAUCCCAGGAGGUGAAAUGUUUUUAAAUGAAAAUAAAACAUGGAAGAUUACAAAAGAAACCAAUUAUUUUGAAAUGUCAUAAAAAAAAAUUUUUUAAACCACUUCAGGGCCCCAGAUUAAGACACUUACCUCUACAAUAAUAAUAUCUCCAUUUUAGUAGCCUCCCUUGAGUGACCUCUCCUUGUGUUUUUCAUGAGCCUCAUUUUAAAUGAAGUUUUUAAAGAGGAAAUGCUUGUUCAUCAAUUUUGCUCAUUCCAAUUAUAAGUGCAUUUCUUGGUAACACUUCCUCCUCCAGGGAAGCAGGCAACAAAUAUUAGGUAAGCACUUAUUACAGGUCAGACCCUAUGCUUACUGCUUGGAAAUAUAAAUAAAAGUAAAAAAGAAAGACAGUCCCUGCCUUCAAGAAGCUUACCUUCUAAUAAGUAAGCCCAUCUUCCCACUCCAUUGCUAGGAUGUCCUUCAUCUAUGAUAUUCUGUUUUAAAAGUAUGAAUUCAAUUGCUCUCCACUCUUCCCUUUCUCUUCUCUUGUUAUACCCUGAAUAAAAAAAAUUAUUAUAGCCACCCUCCCUACCAUGCCAUUAGGACUGGGAGAAAUGAUUCAGGAAAAUCCUUGAAGCUCGGACCAUCUUCACAUACCAUAGGGACACAAUGAAGGAUAGAAAAGAAAAACAAUAUCUAGGUGCCCGCCACUCUGACUCCAUCCUUGUCCAAAACUACCCUGGGAAUAGAAUUAUGUUAUGCCAUCUAAAACCCUAAGUUAUAAACCCUAUCUAUCCAAGAAUGGUCCUCUUCUCUUGUCUGAUAGGGCCUGAGCCAAAUCCAUAAACUGUAUUUACGAAGUUAACUUCUCUCUCCCUGCUUUCUCUUUGAAAUAAAGAUAUCAAUAGCUGCAAAAUGUUGGAUUAAUUGCACUCUCGGCUUCUGUUUCUUGCUUGCAAACCCUAAUUAACUAAAAAUUGACCUUAAAUGUCUUCUACUUGUUCUCUCAAUGGCCAUCAGAUAAAGUAAGAUUUCUUAGUAAGUAAAUAUCAUAACUGUUUAGUUUCUUAAGUUUUUAAAGUGAAAUCCUAUAUCAAAAUCCUGACCAUGUCACUCCACUCCCUCUCAAUAAAGCCAGUGGCUCCCAAUCACCACCACAAUCAAAUAUAAAAUCCAAAGCCCUUUAAAACCUGUGCUGCAUCCCACCCCAACCUGUUCUGACCUUUCCAGUCUUUUUCUAUCUUAAAUUACCUCCUCCCUUCCGACCACAGUCCCACAUACUUGUGCAAAUGAUACUGGUCUCCAUAAGCUCUCUCAUCUCCUGACUUGAGGCAUUAGCACUGGCUGUGCCUCAUUCCUCAUGGUUUUCUAGACUCCUUCAAGUCCUAGAUGAAAUUAUACCUUUUACAGGUUUCCUGAUCCUUUCUCAUUCUAGAGCCUUCUCUCUGUUGAUUAUCUCCAACUUAACCUGUAUAUAACUUGUUUGUACAUAGUUAUAGAAUAGUUAAAGCAUUUUAAAGAGGCAUAAACAACUUGAGUCAGAAAAAUGUUUCACUCAUGAGCAGGAACUUGAAACUCGCUAAGGAUUUCAAAAAGUAAAAUUCAUUUCAAGUAUGAGACACAGUCUGCAACACAAUGUAGGAAAUACAACAUCAGGUAAGUCUUUUUGUCUAGAAGGUAAAGUGAAUGAAAAUGAGUCAUGUGAAUCAGUGCAGAAAGUUAAAUUGGUAUCAGAUAGAGAAGCACUUUUAUACCAGAAAGAUAAACAAGAGGGUACUUUUUCAAUUUCUCUUUUUUUCAUUUCAAAGGUGAUAUCAAGAUCAAAGAAGAAAUAACCAGCAAGAAGAUCUUGGACAGAAAUCAAAUACCCACAUGAAGAACACAAUGGUCAUCUCCAUUGUAACUGUCCUGAUGUUUCAGCUUAUUAUAUCUGGAGAAUCACUGGAACUGCAAAAUUAUCAAAUGAGCUUUGAACACAAUUCUUUUGAUGACCAAUAUAGGGGCUGUGAAAAGACCAUGAAUAUAAAGGCAAUAGAGCUCUUAAAAGAAGAAAGGGCAAAAAACCCAGAAUUCAAUAAAGUUUGGGAAAAAGCAGAAAAUCAUUGGAAAAAUAUGUCUCCUGACAAAAAAAAAAUGGACAAGAUGUUUGAAAUUGCUGUCAUUGCUUAUACAUUGGAAGACUAUCAGAUGUAUCAAAUCUUUAAUCAAGCAGUGAAAGGAUGCUGUGAGUCCCUGGAGUCUUAUGUGAAAAACUUCCAUUUCAAAGCUUUCCAUUUCUAUCUCACCAGGGCUAUUCAAACCCUGGAAAGAUCCUGCAGAAAGGUUUAUAGAGGGGUCAAAGUGAAGGUGUACCCUGAUAGGAAAGGAAAAAUGCGCUUUGGUCAAUUUGCUUCAGCCUCUAAGAAUGUAAAUGUAGCCAAAAAUUUCUCAGGUAACUUAGGGACCAUCUACUAUGUGAACACAUGUGAGGGAGCUUCCAUUGAACAUUUAUCCAAUGAUCCUAAACAAGAGGAGGUGCUGAUCCCCCCAUAUGAAGAGUUUGAUGUCACUAAGUUCUCUGAAGAUGCCAAAGGCAUUACAAUGGUUCAUCUAACUAGUAAAAGAAAAUCUAGCAAGUAUAACUGUGCCUUAGUAGGUUCUGGUAAUAAGGCAACCGUCCCUGGACAACUUACAACCAUCUUAUUCUCUGGAGUCUUCAUCCUAGUCUUCCAAGCUCAUUCUCAGACCUUGACAGGAUUCUAGCUACCCUGGGGCCCCAGACAAUGAUGCCAGUAAAUGUUUACCAAUUGCUCUUCCCCAUCCUUACCCCAUCUGCAAAAAGGAAUGUACCCAAGACACACUUUUAAGUAUAAUCUGUAACAUUGUUUUUUUCUACCACUUUCCUAAGUCUAGACUAGCAAUAAAAAAUAGUUGAUGUACUAUUUGCCAAUUUCUAAGUGUAAAUACUCACACUGAAAAUGUAAUAAUUAACUUCCUAAGAUAGGUUGGAGCUAGUUCUAGAACAUACAUGCAUGUAGGUCUCCCUCAGCUCCAUGUCUGCUUAUCAAUAGCUCAACUAGGGCAAGUUAGAGAGGAGGGUAGCUUGAGUCUAGUCUUAUCUUUCCCCACAACAAUCCAUAGAAAGGGUUAACAUGGAAAUAUUUUAAAGGCGUCACCAAAUCAUAAAUUGUAAGAUCAUCAAAUUGAAAUAAAAGAUAAAUGAUUUCUAA